Molecule: messenger RNA, 1129 nt
Organism: Lytechinus variegatus (green sea urchin)
Lineage: Eukaryota; Metazoa; Echinodermata; Echinoidea; Temnopleuroida; Toxopneustidae
Product: caveolin-1-like
Exons: 4
Coding region: 178-750 (190 amino acids)
Biological process (GO): caveola assembly
Cellular component (GO): caveola
Molecular function (GO): molecular adaptor activity
Source: RefSeq, a predicted model, not a curated record
GAUUAGGCCUAUCAUCCAAUAAUGGCCUUAAUUUAGAAGACAGGUUACGGACUGUAGCUGUAUUAGGGUGGUGAUAUCAAUUCUACCCACUCCUGGAUCUGGGGAAUCUUAAUUUUGGAAACUCACCCGUUGUGCACCGUCAGGACCCACUGGAGUAAGAGUGAAAUCAUCGAAGCGAUGGACCAGCCCAUCAAUCCGUACAUAGGCCACCAAGGCACCAACCCACCGGUACCUCAAUAUGGUUCCACCGAUGACAAGGAGCGGGUCAAUAAUUCGGAUCUUACUCCAAGGAGUGCAAGUACUGUUCAUAUCAUCACAAGCGACGACAACAAGGAGAAUGAGGAUAUUUACAAGUUUACCCCUCACGUUCCGGUAGCAUACGAUGAGACUUUCAAGGAAUCCGAAUCUGUUAAGGGAUUUCCCUUCAUGAAAGAAGUAAACGGAUCGAUUUUCAAAUACACUCACUUCGCCCUGUACGCCACUCUGACCCUCAUCCUCGGGCCCAUAUUCUCCUUCGUCUGGGCAAUCGCUUUCGCCCUCUUUCACAUCGUCAUCAUCUGGCUGAUCCAACCCGUCAUCAAGUUUGUCUACUUGGGGCUCAGGAUCUCCAGUCUCCUCUUCGCUCCAAGCAUUCGACUGUUCCUUGACCCGAUCUGGAUUUCGACCUCCUUGGUCUUCUCCAACAUCCGGGCAUGGUGUCGGCUGAAGAAUUCGGAUAUAACCUUAAACGUGAAAAACAGCCAAGUUUAGCACCCAGGCAGGACCCAUGAUAUUGAUUAUGCUCCAGAAUCGUCCAGUUUCACUAUUACAAAAGUGUAUGGUGGUCAUUGUUUUAUUUUUUUCAUAUCAAUCAUUAGAAUGUAAAUAUGGCAUCUAUCUAGCACCAUUUCUCGGUAGUCUUUUAUUUUUAUUCAAAAUAUUCCUUUCAACACUUGCUUCACAAAGAUAGAAAUUGGAUAUAUUAGGAGCUAUAGAAAGAUAUUGUAUCCGGCAAUUUUCAGCCAGUUCCGUGCUUGAGAAGGGAUUUUAUGUAGACAAGACAAAAUUACACCGAUAUUUUAGUUUGAUCGGGUGCCCGGUCAAAAUAUAUUUGUAUGUAAAUACGGUAAAUUUAGUCAAUAAAGCACAU